AUGGCUGGGAAUGGGGACGCCUCGUUGCGUUCUCAGCUUUCAACAACACGCAGCGGAGGUUCACGACGGACGCCGGAACUGAUGCUACUCGAUAUACCCCUUCCAAGCAGGAAGUCUGGGCAGUCGAUGACCCGAUCUAGCUUAACUGAUGAGAAGCGUUGGGGGCCGACACACCAGAGUGGUCCGAGCUGGCCCUCCAGCGAAAAGCAUGAAAUCCUCCAGGAACCCCUUCUAAACACAGGAUGUCUACCCGUGAGAACUGUUCCUGCGUGGGUGCAAAGUGCAUCCCAGGCCAAUAAAUUGGGCAUUUCCCCGCAAUCGGCGCCAAUUCUACCUGGCGGAGCGCGCGUCGCAGACCACCACUUUUCUAUAUCGGAAAACGCGAGAUAUGAAGGGUAUGGGAUUAGCAAUGACGGUCGGCUCCAGUCAAGAUGGAAACCGUUUGUUCAGUCCACCCUACACACUCAAACGACGGCAAUGAGCGGAGAAAAAGUGGACGACAACUGGUUAGACACGCACUUUGGAGACUAUUCUAGACCAUGGCAAGGCAAGACUGAUGAAACGGAUUUGGAGAGCGGGUUCGGCAAUAUGAGCCUUACUCAGAGGCGGAAAAAAUUCACCAAGCGUUUCCAGCGAACCAUUCUGCAAAGCCCCAUGGUCCCCCUUAUUAUCCGGCUGACCGUUUUCAUAUAUUCUGUCGCCGCACUAGGCCUUGGAGGCUCCAUCCGUCAUUACGCUACAAAGUAUGACCACCCCCAGGGGCCAUCUGCAGAAAUGGCAAUCAUUGUCGAUGCAGUGGCUCUUGUUUAUCUUGUCUACAUUACAUACGACGAGUACACGGGAAAACCACUUGGCCUGCGAGCGCCAAAAACUAAAAUGAGGCUCCUCUUUUUGGAUCUCGUUUUCAUUGUUUUUGGGUCAGCAAAUUUAAGCUUAGCUUUUGAAUCUCUAUCGGAUGUGACGAGUUCGUGUACAUCUGCGAAGGUGAAUGACAGGUUUGAUCCCAAGAACGAUACAAUAUGCGAAAGACAGAAAGCGCUAGCAUCGGUACUGCUUCUUGCAUUACUUGCAUGGCUAAUGACCUUUUCCAUCAGCGUCCUCAGGGUUGUGGAACGGGUAGCCGCAAAGUAG
Ophidiomyces ophidiicola is the source of this 1131-nucleotide messenger RNA. RefSeq lists its product as uncharacterized. Gene Ontology annotation, cellular component: fungal-type vacuole; cell periphery. Gene Ontology annotation, biological process: positive regulation of catalytic activity. The coding region runs from base 1 to 1131 and encodes 376 amino acids. The record is from RefSeq and is a predicted model, not a curated record. The transcript has 3 exons. Lineage: Eukaryota; Fungi; Ascomycota; Eurotiomycetes; Onygenales; Onygenaceae.